Heterobasidion irregulare TC 32-1 is the source of this 1173-nucleotide messenger RNA. Its product is annotated as aspartic peptidase. The record is from RefSeq and is a predicted model, not a curated record. The transcript is spliced from 9 exons. Gene Ontology annotation, molecular function: aspartic-type endopeptidase activity. Gene Ontology annotation, biological process: proteolysis. Lineage: Eukaryota; Fungi; Basidiomycota; Agaricomycetes; Russulales; Bondarzewiaceae. The coding region runs from base 1 to 1173 and encodes 390 amino acids.
AUGUCUCGCGCUGCAUUUAUCUUUGGUAUACUAGCUGCGGCUGUUGUGCCAGCGCAUUCAGCUUCAACCCAGAAGAUCUUGAAGGCGGCAUUCAUAUCUUCGCUAAUUGACUCUGAAGCGGCUUGGAGCGCAGCCGCAAUCUCGAAAGUCGCUGCUAACGACAUGAAUGCUCCGACAAAUAAUGCAGUGCUGAAAGCUGUUGCUUCCGUUCAGGCUGGAAACGGUCAGACAUUCUCCAACGUACUCAUCGACACAGGCAGCGCCAUCCUUUGGCUAGGCGGGGAAACGCCAUAUGAACCAGGCUCAAACACACAAGCGAUGAACGAAACCUUUAGUAUUGGAUAUGGUGCAGGCGGUGCAUCAGGCACUGCAUACAUGGAUAAAGUUACCGUUGGCGCUGCCGUCGCAAACUCACAGAUCAUUGGUGCGGCCAAUCACACAACUGGUUUCAAACUCGUCAAGCCCAUCGAUGGAAUCCGCCCGUCAGGCUCAAACUCUGGCGAGGUGUCUGGACACGACGCGACACCCACUUUUGUGGAAAGCCUUCUGUCAGAGGGUAGCAUUGACGCUGCGAUGUUCGGUAUCUAUGUCAAUGGGUUGGAUGCUGCCAGCGGCACCCAGAUCGGCCAGGGUGAGAUUACCUUUGGUGGGAUUGACGACAAUCGAAUUAGCGGCGAGAUUGUGUGGUUACCUCAGAACGAGCCUGUGAACUUCCAUUGGGAAUUCAAUGUUUCCAGCUUCAGCUUUGGAGACACAGUUUUAGUCAACGAUACCGAGCCAGGGCGGACUGACACUGGUGUACUCGAGAUUGGCCUCCCUUCUGAUGCCUUCUUCUCUAUCCUUCACUCUUUCCCCGGCGCCGGCCUAGUCCCGAACGGAACCCUCGAUGGUUACCUCACCUUCCCUCUGAAUGCAUCGGCAUCCUCCCUGCCUUCGAUGACGUUUGGCCUUGGAGACCAGACAUUCGAUAUCCCAGCUUCACAAUACCUCAUCCCGACCGGAUUAUAUGACGCGCUGGGACUAGAUGCCACCAAGGCCUUGUACACCUGGGUAACGAGUGCAGGUUUUGGCACGUUUAUGUUUGGACAGAAGUGGUUGGAGAGCGUGUACACUGGGUAUGACAUGACUGGACAUCAUAAGUCUUGUCUGGAUUAUGCAUGGAUCGUUGGCUAA